Messenger RNA from Serpula lacrymans var. lacrymans S7.9, 3057 nucleotides. RefSeq lists its product as uncharacterized. Gene Ontology annotation, cellular component: nuclear exosome (RNase complex); nucleolus. The record is from RefSeq and is a predicted model, not a curated record. Gene Ontology annotation, biological process: poly(A)-dependent snoRNA 3'-end processing; histone mRNA catabolic process; nuclear polyadenylation-dependent snRNA catabolic process. The coding region runs from base 116 to 2755 and encodes 879 amino acids. The transcript has 12 exons. Gene Ontology annotation, molecular function: nucleotide binding; 3'-5'-RNA exonuclease activity; nucleic acid binding. Lineage: Eukaryota; Fungi; Basidiomycota; Agaricomycetes; Boletales; Serpulaceae.
GACUGGAGCAAAGUCAAGACGGUGGUUCCCUUCAGUCUGCAUCGCACAAUUUCUAUACAAUCCACUAUCAAGGAAUUUCUGUUCGUCACUUUCAGCUGAUUAGAUAUUCCUAGCCAUGGAGAACCAAGGCGGUGGUCUGUCGCCGUCUUCAUUCGAUGACUACAACGCAAAACUUCAAGCCGCUGCAUUGAAAGCAACUAAAUAUGCACUAUCUCUUCCUUCCGAUCUUACUUUUCAUCAGACCAUGAAUUCUGACCUUGCCGAGGACCUGGAUUCAUUCUCAUCAAGAGUACUUUCCAUGGCCAAUGAUCUACUGGCUUUGGUGGAAACAACGGGGUCCUCAAACAGCACUCGCGCAAAGGGCAAGAUGAAGUUAGAAAGCCAGGAUGAUGUCGUAGAUAACUUUCACUCAUUGGUGGUCGAUUCAAUGGAUCAGUUGUUGGAGCGGACCGAUACGUGUCUAGACGAGUUCCUGGGGCGCAGAAAAGCACCAGCCAUAGCCAUCAAUCCUACACAGCUGCCAUUACAAAAAUCGCACAAACCUAACGCAUCGAGAGGCCGUUUGGACCCUACAUGGCAACAUGCUUCGCAUUUACCCAAGCCACAGUUAUCUUUCAAAACCAAAGUCGAUAAUACCGUCGAUUCACCAUGGCAUCCUACAUUACGACAUAAAUACAAUGCACAGGUUCCUCUUGGUUAUAUUUAUCGUGAUUCCGAGGAGGACGCUGAUUCAACAAAACUAAACUUGCACCCUUAUCAGUAUGAAAUCAAACAUACACCUUACCCGCCGUCGAUGUUCCAAAUCCGUUCUCCCCAACCUCCUAAAAUAUUGGAAGAAACACCGUUGUCGUGGGUCUCUACUUCAGCUGAUUUCUCCGCUAUGCUAGAAAAGCUCCGUCAAGCCACCGAGUUGGCAGUGGACUUGGAGCAUCACAGUUACAGAACGUUCUCUGGCUUCCUCUGUUUGAUGCAGAUCAGCACGCGGGAUGAGGAUUUCAUAGUGGACACUCUGGCAUUGAGAGAAGAACUGAGUGAGCUCAACGAAGUUUUUACGGACCCACGGAUCGUAAAGGUGUUCCACGGAGCCGAAAGCGACAUCGUGUGGCUUCAGCAGGAUUUCAAUCUUUAUAUUGUCAACUUAUUUGACACUUUCCAUGCUUCCAAGGCAAUAGGAUUUCCAAAACACGGUCUUGCAAGCUUGCUCGAGAUGUAUUGUGAUUUCACACCAGAUAAACAGUACCAAUUAGCUGACUGGCGAAUGAGGCCCCUCCCGGAUGAAAUGCUUGCUUACGCACGCUCCGACACUCAUUACCUCCUUUUCAUUUACGACAAUCUCCGAAAUGCACUCAUCGACCUUGCUCAGUCACGUGCCCAAUCAUCGCAGAACGAAUCUUCCUCUGGGCCCGCAGCUGAUCCUGCUCACGCGCUCAUUCGUCAAGUUCUUUUUCGUUCUGAAGAAACUGCGCUGCGCGUAUAUGAGAGAGAACUGUAUGAUGCCGAAGAUGGAAGCGGGCCGGGAGGGUGGGACGGGUUAGCACGAAAGUGGAAUAAAGGCACACUCAUGGCUUCUGCGAGAGGAAGUGUGCGGCAAGAAGUUUAUAGAUCUGUUCACGCGUGGAGAGAUAGAGUGUCUAGAGAGGAGGACGAGAGCACAAGGUAUGUAUUACCCAACCACUACCUUUUUCAACUCGCAGAACAGCCUCCAUCGGACAUGCCUGCAUUACUGGCGUUUUUCCAACAUGUUCCUCCUGUUAUCCGACGUCGUGCAAAGGAGCUAUUGGACUCAGUGAGAGAUGCAGUAGCUCGCUAUGGCGGUAGUAAUGCCACACUUAUCGAGAAAACGGAAUCUAUUACGAUAUCGGAAGAUACAGUUAUCACAGACUUACCGUCCCCAAAUAUAGUGGAUCAAAUUGGGAAGCCUGCGGUGGAAGCAGCCAUUUCAAGGCUGUGGCCUAGUACAACUUCCACGAGUUCAAUAACAACACAGUCAUCUUCCCUACUUGGGUCUACCGCAUCCAGCAGCGUGAAGUCUAGACAAGUCGCAUAUUCUGCUCUACGAAGUUCGCUUUUUGGUCCCAAAUUGACUCCAGCGGUUCCACCAUCGGAUGUAAACACUCAAUUCAAAGAUAUCGUUUCGCGCAUCCACAGCACGCUGGUAAUUGUACCCUCGGCACCCAAGAUUGUAUCCCAAAUUGUGGAAACCACUGACCAAAAAGUCGUGCAAACGGGCAGCACACUUACUGCCACGGCUACUAAGACUGCUGCUAUAUCACAUACGGAUUUACAUCCUAAUGGAUCCGCAGGACCAAUGGAAAUCCCUUACGUCCCUCAGCGUCAGCGGCAGGCGAACUUGAAAGAUGAGCCUAUCGAUGACUCAAUUGUUAUCGUGGGCCAAGCCAGGCAAAAGAAAAGAAAGCGGCCGAAAACCCUGAAUGCACAUGAAAGGGAACCUGGAGCUGCCCCAGAUGAAUCUGAUGCAGGAGCACUGUCAAACCCUAAAAAAGCCAAGAAAGAAGAGAGGGAGCAGGCAAAGGAGAUUUCGACUUCCAGCCCAGACAUAGAACCUUUCGAUUACUCUGUCGCUCCGAAUAUGCUCGAUAACGGACAUCUUCCUCGAGAGGGUAUAAAUAAGCGUAACUUGAAAAGGGCGCAGAAAAAGAAUAGAGAAGCUGCGAUAGACUACGGCAAUUUUCGUGCCCCACCCCAGGCUUAUCGGGAAGUCAAAAGCGGGAACAAGACACAUACGUUCAAAUAGAACAUUCCUUGCAUGCCUUUUUGUUCUGUCGAGCGCUUUAUGCGGCAUCAGGAGUUGAUCUGAUCCGUUUUACAUCAUUUGUGGCAAGGCUUUGGAAUGUCUAGAGUGCUGCAGGACCAAGCGUGCUGCGAAGUAUUUGCUAGUAUCGUGGCCGGAGCUGGCACCUCAUGGCGUUAACUCGCAUAGUACAAUACGCCUGAGAUAUGCCUGAGAACGAACAGCCACAUUGCAGAAUUUGAUCGUUACACUUAUAGAGAUCUAUAGCCUGAGAAUGCUCACAACUCUACUACCAGUGAUACAAA